Spirometra erinaceieuropaei is the source of this 517-nucleotide messenger RNA. NCBI's taxonomy places the organism in Eukaryota, Metazoa, Platyhelminthes, Cestoda, Diphyllobothriidea, Diphyllobothriidae. The record is from the annotation of a GenBank genome assembly.
AUGGUCGAAGACGCUAAACUUACGAUCGAAACAACCAUAAUUGAAACAACGACAACAACAGCAGCGACAGCAACAAUACUCUCUCUUUUCCUCCCCCUUCUUCUUCUUCUUCUUCUUCUCCUUCGUCUUAUUCUUCUUAUUCUUCUUCUACUUCCUCCUCCUCCUCCUCCUCCUCCUCCUCUUCAUUUUCUUCCUCUCCUUAUUUUCUGUCAUCAUCAUCAUCAUCAUCAUCAUCAUCAUCAUCAUCAUCAUCAUCAUCAUCAUCAUCAUCAUCAUCAUGUCCUCCUCCUCCUCCUCCUCCCCGCCGUUCCGCUCGCCUCCAGACUGACAGGGUGAGUUCGCUCACUCUGGCAGCCUGGAAUGUUCGUUCCCUUUUAGACAAUCAGAGGAGCAACCGACCGAACGGAGGACCGCGCCCGUGACUCCGGAACUGGCGCUCUACAAGGUUGACAUCGCAGCAAUCAGCAGGACCCGGUUCUCUGAACAAGGUCAACUGGGUGAAGUGGGUGCCAGCUAA